Messenger RNA from Baudoinia panamericana UAMH 10762, 1323 nucleotides. RefSeq lists its product as uncharacterized. The record is from RefSeq and is a predicted model, not a curated record. Lineage: Eukaryota; Fungi; Ascomycota; Dothideomycetes; Mycosphaerellales; Teratosphaeriaceae. The annotation marks the transcript as partial. Gene Ontology annotation, biological process: potassium ion transmembrane transport. Gene Ontology annotation, cellular component: plasma membrane. Gene Ontology annotation, molecular function: potassium ion transmembrane transporter activity. The transcript has a single exon.
AUGGGCUGUACUGGGGAUCGCGAGAAAGGCCCGCCUGAGCACACUCAGAAAUGGGACUUCAUCACUUUGAGCGACUUCCGGUCGACCUCGGCUUGGACACCGAUCGGAUAUGCUUGGGUGUGGUUUAUGGCGAUUGUGUCUAUUGCGGUCUAUGCUGUCGACACCUUCACUGCCGUCAAUCUCCUCGCCUUUAACAAGUGGAGCUCGCAGAUCAAGCCCGCCAUCGACUUCAAGUACAGCAAAUGGAUCUUCGCUGCCUGUAUCUUGUUUUCCUGGUUGCUGUGUUUCUACGAGUGGCUGCGCGCCAUCCGUGUCAUACGCAGAGGCGGUGUGGCGGAAAGCUACAUGGAUCCAUUGGCCGUCACGCUGCAGACUAUACGGCCGCGAGGCUGGCGGAGGUUCCUCGUCUUCACGGAGUUGACGAAGAGCAAGAAAGGUGCGGAUUACGUGGCCUUCUUCGUCUACUUUGCGUUCAACGGCGCGAUUCGAGUUGUUCUGGCCGAAGGGCCAAGACAAUUCGUUAACGCCAUGACACUGUACGCUGUGAUGAAUGCGGAUCUGGUCGUUCGCGGAACACCGACCAAUCACCACUCUUCCAUCGAGCAAUUCUUCCUCAAUCUUGAAGCGUUAGCGGACAAGAACCACGAGCAGGCGGUCAUCCUUUUCUCCAUGCUGUUCACGCUUGUUAUCUGGGUUUUCAGCGCAUUGUCACUUAUUAUUGCAGCAAUAAUGUACCUCGUCUUCCUGUGGCACUACAUACCGCAGCGAGACGGGCGUCUUAGCGUUUACUGCAGGCGCAAGAUUGACCGGCGGCUGGAGAAGAUAGUAGAGCACAAAAUCAGAGCGGCCAUCGAAGAAGAGGAGCGCAAGAAAGCAAAGGCUGAGAUGAAGGCUGAACUCAAGAGGCAAAAGACCGGUGAGGUGCCACCUCUCAAAGAACCGAGCAUCAAGCAGAAGUUGCACAGAGCGCCUACUCUGCCGCAAAUUGGCGAAAGCCCAGAGCUUAAGCAGCAGAACGAACUGUCCAGCUUCCCACUUGUAAGACAGGACACUAACGCCACCGUCGCGACGCUGCCACGCUAUGAGAGCAGGCCACCAACAAGGGAUGGAAGCCAGCAUAGUCUGCCGGCAAUGCCGAACACGGUACACAGGCCUAGCAUGCCCUCGCGGAACGGUACGCAGGGCUCUGCAUUCUCAAACACAAGCUACGAGUCAAACGCACCGCUUCUCGCCAAUGCUGGAUACGCUGGCGAAGGUGGCAGAUCAUCCCCAGCUCCUAGCAUGCCGCCUCCAGCCUUCAGCCGGCAGGCCUCGGAGGCAUCC